AUGGUGGUCGAGAUGGUCCCCGGAACACUUUGCUAUAUUCCUGAUGAGGCACAUGCUUGGCUUCAAGGUCAGGUCAUCAGCCACGAUCCGUCGACGAAGCAAGUGCAGGUCAAAGUGUUGAAGGAUUUACCUCAUGUUGCCAACGACUCAGUGCGGAUUGUCGACUUUGCAGACAAGAAGACGGUAGCCCUGAUGAGUGGAAAAGGACAAUCCAAUGCAUCGAUUGAUACAUUGCCUGUGCAAAACGACGUGACGAACGUUGACGACAUGAUCACGCUCAACUACCUCCACGAAGCAGCGAUCCUGUUCAACAUCAAGGCUCGGUUUCUUGCUCAUCAGCCUUACACGUACACAGGAGACAUUUGCAUAGCUGUGAACCCGUACCAGUGGCUGGGAGAUCUGUAUUCCGAUGAGCAACAUCUCAAGUACCAGCGCUUGGCGCGGGAUGAGCUCCCACCGCAUGUGUACGCAACGUCUGUGACAGCGUAUCAGAGCAUGUUGCAUGAUCAUCGGAACCAGUCCGUGCUCGUGAGCGGCGAGUCUGGCGCCGGCAAGACAGAAACGACGAAAAUUCUCAUGAACCACUUGGCCACGAUUGCAGGGGGUCUGAACGAUGCGACCAUUGCCAACAUCAUUAUGGUCAAUCCAUUGCUCGAAUCAUUCGGUAAUGCCAAGACUCUGCGCAACGACAACAGCUCGCGAUUUGGCAAGUUCACACAGCUCCAGUUUGACGCCAAGGGGACGCUCGUCGGCGCACAAUGCAUGACGUACUUGCUCGAGAAGACCCGUGUCAUCACUCACGAACCCGCGGAACGCAACUAUCACAUCUUUUACCAAGUGUUGGCAGCUCGAUCGAAGCUGCCUGAGCUCCAUCUAUCCCAAGGCGAUGCUGCGCCUGAAUACGCCUACCUUGGCCCGUUGCACACGGCUGUCAUCGAAGGCCACUCGGACUUGGCCCACUUUGAGAAGACGCAAGCGGCUCUAGGGCGCAUCGGCUUGGACACGGCGCACCAAAUGGCUCUGUUUCGUGUGCUGGCCGGUAUUUUGCACCUCGGGCAGAUGCAGUUUUCCGCAACGUCCGAUGAAGCAUCGCAAAUUGCUCCGCCUUGCACCCACACGGCGCACGUCUGCAGUCUGCUGGGUGUCGAUCGGAACACGCUGGAGCGAGCAUUAUGUUCGCGAACGAUGCAAGCCCGUAACGACAAGUACAGCGUUCCAUUGACCAAGGUCGGCGCGGAGCACUGCCGCGACGCGCUCGCCAAAGCGCUGUACGCCAACUUGUUCGACUGGCUCGUGGCGCUCAUCAAUACGUCGUUGUCGCAUGCGUCCCGCAUGCAACACCACAUCGGCGUGCUCGACAUUUUCGGUUUCGAGCACUUUCAGCAUAACUCGUUUGAGCAAUUUUGCAUCAACUACGCCAACGAAAAGCUCCAACAAAAGUUUACGUUUGACGUGUUCAAGACGGUCCAAGUCGAGUACGACGACGAGGGCAUUCAGUGGACCCACAUCGCUUAUGCCGACAACGCCGACGUGCUCCAGGUUGUCGAGUCCAAGCUGGGGCUCCUGUCGCUUCUUGACGAAGAGCUCGUGCGGCCCAAGGGCAAUGAAGAGUCGUUCGUUGCCAAGGCGGCAUUGCUCAUGAAGGACGACCCAGUGAUCGAGUUUCCACGCACGAGCCGAACGCACUUUGUGAUCCACCACUAUGCUUCCCCCGUCCUGUAUGACGUGACGGGUUUUCUCGAAAAGCACAAGGAUGCCUUGCUACCGGACUUGGCGCAGCUCAUGCGGUCGUCCAUGGCGCCGUUCGUGUCACAACUGUUUGCCGAGACGCCGGCCACCGCGACAUCAAGACCUUCAUUGAAACGACGACCGUCGACUCGUUCCCUUGCGCUUCAGACCGUCGGGCACCAGUUCAAAACCAACCUGUCCGAGCUCAUGGGCACCAUUCAAGCAACGAAAGUGCAGUACAUUCGUUGCAUCAAGCCGAAUGCGGAGAAGAGUUCUGCCACGUUCGAUCACUCGAUGGUGAUUUCGCAGUUGCGGUGCGCGGGGGUCAUCGAAGCGAUCCGCAUCGCGCGGUCCGCGUACCCUGUUCGGCAGACCCACGUUGAGUUCCUCGGCACGUACGGCAUGUGCUACCCCGACAUCUUGGCCCAGACAAUGUCGUCCAAGGAGCUUUGUCUCAAGAUCUUGGCGCAAGUGCCGCAGUGGACGGCGCCGUUGCAUUUUCAAGUCGGCCGUACCAAGAUAUACUUUCAAGCAGGUGUCGUGGAAGACAUGGAAGAUCGCAAGCGGCAGUACUUGUACGCCAAAGUCGUCGUCAUGCAGCGCAUCCUUCGCGGAUGCACCAAGCGGCGCCAGUACCAGCGCAAGCUCCAAGCAAUUAUCAAACUCCAGUCGGUGGUGCGCUGCAUGUUGGCGCUCACCCGGUACAACACGCUGUACCGUGGCGCUCUUGUGCUGCAGAGUCGAUGGCGCGGCAUCAAAGCGCGCCAGUUGUUUUACGUCCUCCAACGGCAGCACAAGGCAGAGCUGGUGUAUGCGAUCGUCGUCGGCGCCCAUCAAAGACGGCACUUUCUUCAACUCAAAGCAAGUGCCGUGGCAAUUCAGGCCCUUGUGCGCAUGCACCUUCAUCGCGCACAAUACAUGCGUCGCCUUGCCGACAUGAAGUGCCAACAAACCAUGCAAGAACAGCUACGGACGUUGCAGGAGCGUCUGCAGGUCGAACAACAAAAGGAUCUUCGGCGACUUCACUUCAACGAAAACGAUGCCAUUGACGAAGGAAAUCGCGGUGGCUUUGGUGUAGACGGCAGUCGGGAACGCCGCAAGUCGUCCGCACAAAUGGUCAUGGCGGACGCGGGCGGCAUGAUCGAUCGUAUCGAAAAAGAAAACGUGCGCCUUCGCAAGGAGGUUGACGACCUCAAGGCUGCGCUCGGGUUGUGCAAGGAGCAGGCAGAAAAGGUCAAGGCUGAAAAAGAGCUCGCAAUUGCCGCACAGCACGUCAAGUUCCGCCAACAGGAAGAACAGGCUCGAGACAAGGACAAAACAAUUGCGCAGUUGCAAAAGGAACUAGACCGCCUGCGGAGCUCGCAUGGAUCUGGCGGAGUCGGCAGUGGAGGCGCGCCACCGUCGUUGCUCCACUAUUCGUCGUCGUCGAGUCGUCAACGAAAAAACUUUGGGUCGCGAAAAGACCGCCGUGGUCUCGACCAAACAGGAUCGUCCGAAGAAAUCGCAGCGAUUCAGAGCGGCGCGCAUGAUGUUGCGGCAGCCUUUCAAAAAGCAAUCGAUUCCAGAGCAUUCCUUCAAUCCGCUGCGCAACAGCUCGGUGCAUCCUUGGAUGUGGACGCGACCGCGACCCGGAUGGCGCUGUCGAAUGGACUUGUCAAUGCUAACAGUUUGCGGUGAGUCCAUUCGUUGUCAGCAACGUUGGACAAGUAUGACGUGUGAUCGAGAGUAGAGCAUCGCCGUCAGUGUCAAGCUUGAAGGACCGUGUCGCGCAAAUGAAGAACAAGUACUCGCAUCCACGAGCGGACCUUCAUCACCAUGACGACUUUCGCCCGUCAGUGUCUGAUUCGACGUAUCGAGGAUCCUUGGCGGCGCCACCGCUGCCGCCUGGAUGGGAGAUGCGAAUGUCUCGAUCAAAAGGCCGGCCAUACUAUUGCCACGAGGGACAACGAUUGACACUGUGGAACCCGCCGACGGAAGAGAACAUCGAAAAGGCCAUCGCCAAACGUGAUAGUGCGGCCAUGCGGAAGAGCGUGCUGCAAACUCCCGUGAGCGCAAGGUCGUUGCGCAACCUCUAGAUGUGACGAAUACCCCGAAUGACAUUGCCACACCCGCAGGCAUCGCUGGCCACCUCCAAUUCUUUGCCCUCCAAUUCUUUGCCCUCAUCGACGAGGCGACCACCGUCGUGGACAUGAUGCCGUCGUUUUUCCAAUUGGAUGUCCACCAAUCAAAAGGACGCAUGCGACAUAAGCAUGCUUUGAUUGGCUACAUUAAUUUCCAAUUUUUUUGACCGCG
Aphanomyces invadans is the source of this 4020-nucleotide messenger RNA. RefSeq lists its product as hypothetical. Gene Ontology annotation, molecular function: microfilament motor activity; ATP binding; actin filament binding. Gene Ontology annotation, cellular component: actin cytoskeleton; vesicle; myosin complex. Bases 1 to 3405 code for a protein of 1134 amino acids. Lineage: Eukaryota; Oomycota; Saprolegniomycetes; Saprolegniales; Verrucalvaceae. The record is from RefSeq and is a predicted model, not a curated record. Gene Ontology annotation, biological process: vesicle transport along actin filament; actin filament organization. The transcript is spliced from 9 exons.